AUGGAGAUCGCCCUGGUGCCCCUGGAGAACGGCGGUGCCAUGACCAUCAGAGGAGGAGGUGAGGCCCGGGUAGGCUGUGGCCAGGCCAUAGGGGGAGAGCUCCAGGGCCCCCCGACGGCUGGCCUCCGCGAUGGACCCAAAGAGCGGGUUCCAAAGGGGCGCGGCGCGCAGAGGGGAGUGGACCCGGGAGGGCGGCCUUUGCCGCCACUGCCACAGGAGCAGCCACAGCCUCGACGGCGGCCACCGGAGGACGAGGAGGGAGAAGGCGACCCCGCCUUGGGCAUGGCAGAGGACCGGGUGCUGGGCGCGGCGCCCCUUCACCACCAGCGCGUCCUUAUAAACAUCUCCGGGCUGCGCUUCGAGACGCAGCUGGGCACGCUGGCGCAGUUCCCCAACACCCUCCUGGGGGACCCGGCCAAGCGCCUGCGCUACUUCGACCCCCUGCGGAACGAAUACUUCUUCGACCGCAACCGGCCGAGCUUCGACGGCAUCCUCUACUACUACCAGUCCGGGGGCCGUCUGCGGAGGCCGGUCAACGUCUCCCUGGACGUGUUCGCAGACGAGAUCCGCUUCUACCAGCUGGGGGAUGAGGCCAUGGAGCGCUUCCGGGAGGACGAGGGCUUCAUUAAAGAAGAGGAGAAGCCCCUGCCCCGCAAUGAGUUCCAACGCCAGGUGUGGCUUAUCUUUGAAUAUCCAGAAAGCUCGGGGUCCGCGAGAGGCAUCGCCAUCGUCUCGGUCUUGGUCAUUCUCAUCUCCAUCAUCACCUUCUGUUUGGAGACCUUACCUGAGUUCAGGGAUGAACGUGAGCUGCUCCGCCAUCCCCCAGCGCCCCACCAGCCUCCUGGGCCAGCCCGGGGGGCCAAUGGCAGCGGGGCUCUGGCGCCUCCCUCUGGCCCUACGGUGGCACCUCUCCUGCCUAGGACCCUGGCUGACCCCUUCUUCAUUGUAGAGACCACGUGUGUCAUCUGGUUCACUUUCGAGCUGCUUGUACGCUUCUUUGCCUGCCCCAGCAAAGCAGAGUUCUCCCGGAACAUCAUGAACAUCAUCGAUGUGGUGGCCAUCUUCCCUUACUUCAUCACCUUGGGCACUGAGCUGGCAGAGCAACAGCCAGGGGGUGGAGGAGGAGGUGGCCAGAAUGGGCAGCAGGCCAUGUCCCUGGCCAUCCUCAGGGUGAUCCGCCUGGUCCGGGUGUUCCGCAUCUUCAAGCUGUCCCGCCACUCCAAGGGGCUGCAGAUCCUGGGCAAGACCUUGCAGGCCUCCAUGCGGGAGCUGGGUCUGCUCAUCUUCUUCCUCUUCAUCGGGGUCAUCCUCUUCUCCAGUGCCGUCUACUUCGCAGAGGCUGACAACCAGGAGACCCACUUUUCCAGCAUCCCGGAUGCCUUCUGGUGGGCAGUAGUCACUAUGACUACGGUAGGCUAUGGGGACAUGAGGCCUGUCACUGUAGGGGGCAAGAUCGUGGGCUCGCUGUGUGCCAUCGCUGGGGUCCUCACCAUUGCCCUGCCUGUGCCAGUCAUUGUCUCCAACUUCAACUACUUCUACCACCGGGAGACAGACCAUGAGGAGCAGGCAGCUCUUAAGGAAGAGCAGGGCAGCCAGAGCCAUGGGACAGGGCUGGACAGCGGAGGCCCUCGGAAGGCCAGCUGGAGCAAGGGGUCCCUCUGCAAGUCUGGGGUGUCCCUGGAGAAUGCAGAAGGAGCCCUAAGGGGCAGCUGCCCCCUGGAAAAAUGUAACCUCAAGGCCAAGAGCAAUGUGGACUUACGGAGGUCCCUCUAUGCCCUCUGCCUGGACACAAGCCGGGAAACAGAUUUGUAAGGGGGAGUCCAGGCAGAUUGGUGGUGGUGGGGUGGGGAUGGGGGAGGCCUCCUGAGUCUGGGCAUCUACUUUAUACCACAAAGUAUUUCAAGCCCACCUUGAAGUC
Messenger RNA from Hyaena hyaena (striped hyena), 1918 nucleotides. RefSeq names its product potassium voltage-gated channel subfamily A member 5 (gene KCNA5). The transcript has a single exon. The record is from RefSeq and is a predicted model, not a curated record. Gene Ontology annotation, molecular function: protein binding; delayed rectifier potassium channel activity. Gene Ontology annotation, biological process: potassium ion transmembrane transport; protein homooligomerization. Lineage: Eukaryota; Metazoa; Chordata; Mammalia; Carnivora; Hyaenidae. Gene Ontology annotation, cellular component: voltage-gated potassium channel complex; membrane. Bases 1 to 1812 code for a protein of 603 amino acids.